Molecule: messenger RNA, 1302 nt
Organism: Nylanderia fulva
Lineage: Eukaryota; Metazoa; Arthropoda; Insecta; Hymenoptera; Formicidae
Product: wings up A
Biological process (GO): muscle contraction
Cellular component (GO): troponin complex
Source: RefSeq, a predicted model, not a curated record
UCGCGUCGUGACCACGUGAACGGCCUACGGUGGAAGUUCACGAAGUUCGACUAGGCUAUCCGCGAUAUGGCACAGUCAGCUGCCUAAAGUCCGGUUGGCCAGUCGUAGCCAGCAAAGCUUUCUCCACAAGGUAGACGCGUGUAACAACCAAACACCACCAUGGCGGACGAUGAGAGGAAGCGCAUCGAGGAUGAAAAGAAGAGGAAACAGGCGGAGACCGAGAGGAAAAGGGCGGAGGUCCGCGCCCGCCUCGAAGAGGCUUCCAAAGCCAAGAAGGCGAAGAAGGGUUUCAUGACCCCCGACAGGAAGAAAAAACUUAGGUUGUUGUUGCGUAAGAAAGCCGCCGAGGAAUUGAAGAAGGAACAGGAAAGAAAAGCGGCCGAGAGGAGGCGCAUAAUCGAGGAACGUUGCGGAAAACCGAAGAACGUCGACGAUGCCAACGAAGAGACCAUAAAGCGCGUGCUGCGCGAGUACCACAAUAGGAUCACGGCAUUGGAGGAUAAAAAAUUUGACGUCGAGUAUAUUGUUAAGAAGAAGGAUUUCGAGAUCGCAGACUUGAACAGCCAGGUCAACGAUCUCCGAGGUAAAUUCAUGAAACCGACCCUGAAGAAGGUGUCCAAGUACGAGAACAAGUUCGCCAAGCUCCAGAAGAAAGCCGCCGAGUUUAAUUUCCGUAAUCAGCUGAAGCAAGUCAAGAAGAAGGAAUUCACCUUGGAGGAAGAAGACAAGGAGCCCAAGAAGUCCGAGAAGGCAGAGUGGCAGACCAAGAAGUAGAUUUAAUAUAAGAAAGCAAAACCCGUUUGAGUGCGAAAUCUCAAUAAAAUGCAGAUUAUUAUUACGAUUAAAAAAAGGAAUCGAAAACAAACGACAAAAUCUAAUUUCUUUACAUACACGCAUACACAUACACACAUAUGACAUGCACACAUGUGAAGAGACACACUAACACGAUCGCUAUAUUUUUACAAUCAACUUGACACGCGCGCGUGAAAAUGAACCGCGAAAAAACGUGUACAGAAGAGAAAAAAAAAACAAAUAUACACAUAAAACACUUUUGAUAUCGUUUCCAUCGACGUCUCAUGUGUUCACCAGCGUGUUUUCGGCAUCACGUUCGUUUGAAUUGUUGGCAAACCAGUUCGUUAGCGCCGCGGAACAAAUUAACGAGUGAAGACUGAAAAUUGCGCGAACAAUUAUCCUAGAAGUUAUAGUUGAAAUUUGAUUAAUAUUUCUCUUCCGAACUAGACGGUCAAAACGAUGCAAUGUAGAAAGGAUCUGAUUCUGCGUAAAUAUAUUCACGUACAAUAA